Phascolarctos cinereus (koala) is the source of this 17352-nucleotide messenger RNA. The record is from RefSeq and is a predicted model, not a curated record. Lineage: Eukaryota; Metazoa; Chordata; Mammalia; Diprotodontia; Phascolarctidae.
CUUCUUUUCCGUUCCAUCAAAAGAAAAGCGUGGCUACAGCAGGGAAGACCCCCUGCAGUGCUUUCGGGAGGUGGGCCCCCCAAAGCCCACCAAACCCUGCGUGGCUCUCUCCGGCCUCAGAUUUCUGCAGCCAGUUCAAGGCUCGUCUCUGGGGGCCGUGGAGCUGACGUCCGGUCUGGCAGAGGCCGAUGGGCAGCAUAGGCACACGGUGGAUCCACGGGGGUGUUGCCCGCCCCCAGAAGUGCAUGUGGCAGCCUCCUUGCUUCUUGUCACCAUUUGGGUGACUUGGCCCGGGGCCAUCAGCAGGUCGCAGGCUGCUGGUCCUGGCUCGGGGAGUCUGCAUCUCCUGCAGACCUAGCAAGGCGCUGACAAGGCUGGGCGCUGCCACCUUCCAUCCCACCUCCAGUGCCAACCUCCUCGCCUUCUGUUGCUGUGUGCCACCUUCUUCCUCUGAGAGACUUCCCUGAUCCCCUCCCCCAUGACAUCACUGUGUUGUCUUUGGGGCUUGGCACUUGGAGGUGGACAGUUGUCUGUACUGCCCGCCGCCCCCAGAGUGGAAGCUCCUGGAGGGGGCACCUCUGUUUCUGACUCGCGUAGUCGUGUUGGUUAAAUGUCGCCGGAUUGAAUGAGCCGGCCCAUCCCAGGUCAGCAGCUGCCAUCGACUCCAGUGGACCGUGGGGCGGGCAGCAAGAGGAGACUUCCAGGCCUCGGAGUCCAGCCCUCCCAUUGUACAGAGAAGGAAACUGAGGCCCAGAGAGGGGGUGCAGCUUGGCCAGGGCCGCCCAGAUCGGGAGCAGAGGCCGCGUUCUGAGCCUUUCCCUUACACUGUCUCCAGUGAGUGUUUGUUCAGCAUUCAGGGACCCAAAAAUGACCCCAGGUGCCCUGCCUUCAGGGAGCUUCCAGUCCAUCAGUAAGGGUUAAACAGAAGACAGAGAGGUGGGGGCGAAGGAUUCAGAUGGAGGGCUCUGAGAAAAAUCAGUCCAUCAGCAGGCCCUUAGCACCUGCUGUGUGCCCUGAGGUGCUGGCUAGCCUGGCUCCUGCAGGCGGAUGAGGCCACACACGUGUGGAGGGACCGAGUGGGAAGUGACGGCAGAGAGGAGGGGAGUGAGCGGGGAGGCCGGGGCUGGCUGCCCCCCAGUGGGGCCUUUACUCUGCCCUCCUCUCUGCCUGCAGCCGACUGACCCAUAAAGUCGGAGCUGUCCUGCGUGUGGCAGAGGGAGACGAGGGGGUGUGGAUGUGAUGGCCGCAGGAGGCCCAGGGCAGCCCCGCUGGUGGGGUGAUGGAGGAGGAGCUGCUUGGGGGCUGGGGGAGGGCUCCUGGAUGCUUACCCCAGCUGGAGCCGAGAGGCCAGCCCUUGACCUUGACCAGGAUUGAGAAUUGACCGGCUACUGCUUUCUCUGGGAUAAGGGGUUGAUUCUCCAGCUGCCUAGAGGGCUGUGCCCUGGGCAGGGGGCCCCAAAAGGAAAGGCUGUCUAGCCUUGGGACCCCAGGUACCUCGCCCUGGGCGAGGGCUAGCUCCCUGGGAGGGCCAAGACCCGGAAGAGGGAACGGGAGGUGGUUUGUCUCGUUGUGGGCAGGUUUCUGCUCCUUCGCAUGCUCCCAGGGUGAUCCUGACCAGGGUCCAGGCUGAGGAGGUGGGCUGUGGGGCGCCCCCGAGAGUGCGGAGCUUCUGCUUGGGGCCACCUGGUCUGGGCCUGUGGCCUGCCCAGCCCUUCUCUUGGCCGCUGCCCAAACUGCCCUUGGGUCCCCUUCAUUCCUAGAUCCUGGCUGGCAUCCCAUGUGGUGGCCCGGAUCCUGGCCUCAUGAAUCCAGUGCCAGCCCGGCCCCCUUCCGGGCCUUGGCGGGAGGCCUGGAUUUCUCUCUUUGGGAAGCAGCUCAAGGUGAGGCCGUGAGGCUGAGGGCUUCAUUAUGGGAAGGGAGCAGCUCGGCCGAGUCUCAGGCCCCAGGCACAAGGCUGUCCUGGCGCGCACCCGAUGGGGAGGGGCAGGGUUUGCUCUUCUCCCAGGGGUCCUGGGCUUGGGACCCACAGCUAGAUGGGCCCAAGAAGGCACUUAGCCCAGUCCUCGGCGUUUUAUGAGUAGAGGCCCCGGGGGUCAAGGUUCUGAGCAAGGUCACGCAGGGAGCCGAGAUUCAACCUCGAGUCUCCUGGUCCGGAAUCUCCGGGCUACAAACUGCUGCCUUCUCCCAGGUGGAGAUGGUUUUAUGGGGGGAGGGGGAGGCUGUCACAACGAGAGCUACCUUUGUAGAGUACCAGCUAGGUGGUAUAGCAGAGGGGGCUAGGCCCGGUGUCGGAAAGUCCUGAGUUCAGAUCCUGCCUCAGACGUGUCCUCAUUGGGUGAGUGCCUCGGUUUCCUCAUGUGUGAAAUGGGGAUAAUUCUGGUGCCGCCCUCCCGAGAUCCAACGAGCUCAUUGAAAGGGGCCCGGGUCGGUGCCGGUAGGUGCUCAGUAAAUGCUCGCGUCUUCCCUUCCGUCAACAAGUAUUUAUUGCCUGCCUCACAUCCCGACUCCCUGGCCUGUGUGACGGGUUCCUCUGUUAAGGCUGAGACGUGAGGGUGAGCAGGGAGCCGUGGGUGGGGGACAGCCCUCCUGGGCCGCCCUGUCACUGAUGGAGGCGGAUGUCGGGGGGGGGGGGCUUCCUUCUCUACAGUCGGGUCUCCUGUGAGUUCUCAGCCGGGCUCCUGAGAGCCUACCACGCCUGCCCCUCCUGCGGGCCCCCCACACAGCCAGCACACCGUCGUGAUGUCACAGUGGGGCUUUGUGAUGACAUGGUCACCACCAGCUCCAUGGGACUGACCCACCUCAUUUCUGCAGCAUACGCUUUUCCUUUUUAAUAUAUAUUUAGUUUGUUACACAGUUCCUAAUUACGUGUAGGACACUUUUACAUUCAUUUUUUAAAUAUGUUGAGUUCCAGUUUCCUCUCCUGCCCUUCCCUUUGGACACCUAAGCCUGGGGCUGUGGGGCGUGGCUGGGGCAGGGCUCUCUGACCACGCCCACUCGUCCCCUUUCCCCAUUAUUGAGUCAGGUCCCUGACAGAGCUUGGGGUAUAAGGCAGAGUGCCAUCCUGCUGUACAUCUCUCCUCCUUUUUGGGGAGAAUAAAUAAAUAAAACCACAACAAAACCACAGAUAGGUGAUGUAGUCGUAGGACGUCGGAGAGACGAUGUCACAGUGAAUUUCACAGUGUAUCAGCUGAUGCAGCCUCUGAGGGCGGUUCAUUCUGUGUUUUUGUUUUAACUUCGUGUUUAUUUUCUGGACAGUGAAAGAGGAAGUCUGAUACCACAAUUCAUCCAUUUCCCACCCAAAGCCGCGUUGCUCGCGUGCCCACUUCCUGGCACUUCUUUGAGAGGCCUCUGCUAGCGGCUCUGGCCGCCUUCCCUCUGUGCCUAAAUGUCAGUCUUAAAUGAGAUGAUCUUGUAAAUUCUCACCUAACACCAAAUAAAACGAGUGUUUCCACAGACAUAACAGAGUAGAGAAACAGGGACGCGGGUGAGAUGGUGAAUCUCUGCUCUGCGCAGCUUGCUUCAAAGAAACGAAACCUUUAACCUUCAGAGCGGUCCUGUUUGUUGGUUCUCUGUCUGGCCUUCCCUUCUGUCCAUUUAAAAACACGUGGGUGAUUUUCUUUGAUUGCCUUCUCCUUUGUGCCCCCUCCCCAGUGGAAAAAACCCCAAACAAGCCAAAACAAAGAAAACCGAAGCUCCUGUGACCAAUAGACAGGUUAAGCAAAACAUCUCCAUGCCCCUUCUUUCCGGUUCUCUGCUGUUGGCGUCCUCCUCCUGCCUCGUGCCUCAGCCCAUUGUCCCAAAGGGCCUUGUGCCCGUCUGGCCCCUGAUGCAUCGUUGUUUCCCUUUUUUGGGAGGGGGUCAUCUUUGCCAACCUGACGAGGGUCCGGUAGAACCUCAGAGUUGUUUGAUCUCCCAUUUCUUUAAUUAUCAGCGAUUUGGAGCAUUUUUCAUCUGGCUGGGGUUUUUUCUUUUCAAAGCUGCCUGUGGGGUAAGUAUCCUUUGAAUAUUCAGCUACUGGGGAAUGGCUCUUGCUCUUAAAACGCUGAAUCAGUUCUUUGCGUGGCUUGGAUAUGAGACCUUUCUCGGAGAAACUUUUCUGCAAAGAUGCUUUCUUCCCAGUUGACUGUUUCCUUUUCAGUUGCAUUGAUUUUAGUUUCUACAAAACCUGUUCACUUUAUGUCAUUGAAAUUGUUUAUCUCCUGCGCUCCUCUGCGUCCUGUUUGGCCUUAAACCCUGUCCCCAGUCUCAGCUGUGAGAGGCGUGCUCUUCCUCACCUCUCCAAUUUGUUUGUGACGUGACCUUUUCUCAGGAUCUUCUCUUGUAUGUGGUGUGAGGUACUGCUCUAAACCUAAUUGGGGUGGAGCUCUCGUUCCCUCCAACAGCCUGGGGUUGCUAGAGGCUGCUCAGAAUCGGAGCAUUUGGGGCAUUCGUUCCAGCUCCCUCCCAGAGUGGAGGGCCGGCCUCUCUCACCAGAGGCUCUGUGGCACACCAUUGAGUACACGCCAGUGGGGGCUCCUCUGGGGAGGAGAAGCCUUGAGUGUAGAUCAAGGCCAGGCCACGUUGUUGGCACAGACGGAUCUUGCAGGCUGCACACCUCCCCGCUCCCAGAUCUUAUUUUUACGUGAACUGGUGUCUGUACCUUCCCACCCUGCGAUCCCCAGUGACAAGGAAGGCAGAUAGAUGAGUGAGGAGUCGUUGCGAGGACCUUCUGGUCAGACAUUUCUCUUGGCCUAAAGGCCACAUGCGCGGCUCAGACUUGGGUCCUCUCUCACCCACAUCUCACACCGUUGACUUGGUAGGGAGAUGGCUGUUUCAUCCAUUCCCAUCUUCUUUAAAAGUGAUGGAAAGAGGAGGGGAAGGGGAGAGGGGGGAGGGGAAUUAGAGGGAGGUAGAUUAAGGAAGGGUCGUCCUAAGCAGAACGAAUUCCAAGAAUGUCCAAAACUAUUCAUAACAGCUUUUUUUCAAAGUGGCCAAGAUUAGAAUCUGAGGGAGUGGCGAUCGAUUGGGGAAUGGCUGAACGAGUUCUGUAUGAAGGUGACGAGCUGCUUUGGGGCUCUGAGAAACGAUGGAGAGGGUGGCGGAGAAGUUGGGGAGGUUGUAUGUAAAUGAAGGCAAAGGGGAAGCGAGCAGAGAGAGAACCAGGAGGACGUUUAUGCGAAGAUGAGUGUGAUGGAGGCAGACGGGCAGGUGGGAGCUGUGGUGGCCAUGAUGACAAGCCACGGUCCCCAAGAGGGGAGGGGCUUCACACGACGCUGGAUGCGGCCCACCUGGACGUCUGUGUUCGUUGACAACGUGGGGUUUUCUCUUAUUCCCAGCUGGGUGCCGAGGUUGGGGUGAGAGGAUGAGAAGGUGGGUCUUUGCUGAGUGAAGGAAAUAAAUUACCAUUUGAAAUGGGGUUAAAACUGUUUUCUUUGCCCUGCUCCAGUUUCCACGGGACUGUCGUCGGUCACCAGGCUCCCCAGAGGGAAUUUCAGUUGCUGGGUUCUAGUUCUACCUUCUGUUUCCAUGGAAAUAGCCCCUGGACCAGCACAGGGAUGAGUGGGCUUCUUCGAGCCAGGCCACCGGACAAGACCAGGCAGGUCGACACCAGAAUGGAAGCCAAGAACGUCAAGCGAGGCAAGUGUGUGAGCCAUCGCAGCACCCCCUGCCGAGAGCCCGUGGCCCCCUGGGCAGGCGUUGGCUUCAGGGCCCACUGUUUGAAGAACUUUACCAUCCCCAAGAUCCGGAGGACAGCAGAGAAAGCGUACCUGUCAAUUUGCCACACUAAUCGGAGGGAGUACAGCUCCAUCAGCCAUGCCCUGGCCCAGUGCAGGCUCGACCUGAGCUGUGAGCUGCAGGCCGUGUGGCAGUUUGGGGAAACUCAGCUGGUUCACAAUGAGUAUCUGGAAAGGAAGUUUUCGGCCAAGAGGAAGGAGAUGCGGGAGCGUGGCCGGCCAAGCCACAAGCUGGAGGAACAUUAUUGCUUCUUGGCACUGUCCCACGGUGCCAUGUCCCAGAUGUACAAGACUGGGCUGUGCACCCACGAGUCCACCAUGAAGGCCCUCGGCAGUCCCCUGCUCGGCGUCUAUGUGUUCAGGCACGCUGACGUUGCGCUGAGUUACACGCACAGCAAGAAGCAGCACGUGGACACGCUCAUGAUUUUUAAGGUUCUCUAUGGAAAGGUGAAGAAGAUUCAGCCCGUGGUGGACAAGGGUAAAACAUCUCUGGACCCUUCACCCAACUUUGACUGCCACAUGUCGCGACUUGUCCCGACGCCCAAAGACUCCAUCGAGCAGCAGGCCAUUGGCUCUGCCGUUUAUCUCUACGAGUACAACACGCUUUCGAAGCCCGUGGACAGGCCCCGGCAGUGCCUUCCCUAUGCCACCAUAACCGUCAGAUUCCUCGGCCAGAAAGGAAGCGGGGAGACCAUCACUUACCUGCGGUUUCUCUCCAUGGAAUUUCCCAGGUGGACUGAAGAACGGAACUCCCUGAAUAACUGUACCAUUGCCAAAAGAAUCGGGAAAGGAAAGAACGCCACGGUCAUCUACAAGCAUUUCCCGAAGCCCAUGGAGGCAUCAGCCCAGGACAGCUGCUCCUGUGCUGCAGAGAUGAAUCCUUUGGCCCCCGAAAGAUCUUCUCCCUGUGGCUUCUUUGCUGGAGGCCCGGUGGAUGGCCAGGCCGAGCAUAAUUUAGCAGGCAGCCACAACCUAUCUCAAGUACCAGCCCCUGAGGCUAACCCGCCCCUCCCACCCAGUGUGGAUGCCACUCCAAGUGGGAAUGGCGACCUGUUGGUGAACUUUAAUUACCUCAAAAAAGUCCUCGCCAUCGUUUCCGCUGCAGCUGCCCUUCCUAACAACGUUGGUACCAGUACCGUGACUACCUCCAAGCUCGUCAAGGACCCCCGGCUGCUGAGAAGAAGAGGAUCCCGUGACCAGGGAAGCCCUGAGACGGGCUCCAGAAAGGCUGUGCCCUUGGAGAGCAGGGAAGAGUGCCCUGAUUCACAAGUGAAUCCUUCACCAUCCCUGCCCUCCGGAGCCAUGUCUGGUGAGCGCAUGGUGCUCAGUCGGGGCUUCCCUGGUCCCAAGGGCUUGUUCUAUCAGAACCAUGGCUAUGGAGCUAUCCCCGAGGUAACCAUGGCUGAUGCAAAGAAGGUCGCCUCCAAGGAAGUCAUUCCAGAACAUGAGAACCGGGGGUGUAGUGAUGCAGAAAUGUGUAGCUCAAGCCGGGUGAACAGGAUCCUUCUGCCAGUUCAGAAACAAGCCAAGGGAAAGUAUGUCUCGGAGACAAAUCAUGUUCCUGGAAAGGGCGUGUCGAUGGAUACCAGCUCAGAGCAGCUUAGUGACUUCAUACCCUGGAGAUUACUGCCUGCCGACUUCGGAACUGUGCGUGAGAGACUUCAACCACCUCCUCUAGAACCUCUCCAGGCUCAGCAAGAAACCAGAAACAAAUUCAUUCAGGUUCCUCAAACUAUGAAAAACCUGAACGCUGACCCCAAAAACCAUUCCAAGCAAGGAAAAAAUAAAUACUCCAAAAAAAGAGGUAGUCAUGACUCUGCUCAUGGAGAAGGGAGGAGUAGUUUAAGAGAGUUUUGUCUUCCCCAUGAAAAGCACAAGACUUUGAUUUUAUCCCACCAAGAUGGCAAUGACUGUAAAAAGCCUCGGAGCCAGGGGCCAGAUGUUCUGGUGCAGCCCUCCCCAUCGCCUCCAAAGCAGGAAGGGAAGUCAAGCCCCAAACAUGUUCCUUGUCAGUCAGAAAACAGUUACCCUUCUGUAAGUGCACAGAAGUCUUCCAAAAAUUGCCUUGAAGAAUGGUUGAAAUGUCAAAGGAUGUACAUUGACAAACGUUUUUCCAAAUCUCCAGAAGUAGCAGAAUUGAAAACGGGAAGUCUGCGUCUGAUACCCAUUGAUAUGAAGGCCGAUGCUUCCCAGGACAUGGACGUCACUGUUGAGACCAGAGAAGAGCCUCAUGAGUUGAUCAGUUUGCCACUUGAUACUGAAGUGCCCCAUUUCAAGGUGACCAGCGAUGGGAACAGGAAACCCCCAGUAGUGGACGGGGAAAAUGAAAACAAGCCAGUGUUCCCAGAUGGCCCACAUAGAGAUGGCGGACUCAAUGCCUGUCUUGUUGAAGAGGUAGACAGGAGUCAAGACUGCACUAUAUUCUGUGACCCAGUAUUUGGGGAUGAUGAUACCGCUUUUCCUGAUCUGAAUGUUUGUUUUCGAGAACAAGAAAUUGAGAGUGCAAAAAGUGAUGACCCACAUCCUGAAAGAGAGGGAAGACAAAGUCCUUUUGUAGAAAAAAAUAAAAUGGAAAAUAUUUAUGUAGAUGAGAAACAGGUUGUUUAUAUGAACAAAAACUGCACCACUAUUGUCAGUGAUGAGAGAGAGAUUAAGAAUUUGGGCAGGUCAGCAGUAAUGUAUUCUGAAAAGUUUUCUUCCACAUUUAACUUAGUCUGGAAAAAAAGCUGUGUGUCUAUAGAAACUGCUUUGGUUGAAAAUGCAAACAGAGUUACCCCCAGGAAUCAAGGGGGGACCCUUCCCGGUGGUGAAAGGAAGCCAAUGCCGCUGGCUUCCACAGCCGCCUUGGCUGAGGCCGCAGGGUCCCAUGACUUGGGGACCAGCGUGCCCACCCCUGCUGCUCUGAUGCCAGGGUUUGGUACUGAGUACCAAGACGACCAAGGGAAAUCCCUAGGAAGAGCACAAGCUGUCCAGAGCCCCUGUUUUGGAGCAUGGGCGAGAAAUGUGUUUGGGGAACAUGGAGGUGACGCGGACUCCAUCCAACCUAGUGAAGCCUGGGAACAGCCAGCAGUUGGUGAGGACCCGAAGUUCGUGUUUCCACAGGACCUGGACUUUGAUAACGAGAUCAAAGUGGAAUCUGAACAGUGUGAAGACUCUUUCCUGCAACGAGACACAGCCCUCCCUGGCCAUCUGUCUGCUGACGACAUGAACGCUGUGUAUCAGCUCCUGGAAUCUCGUAUAGACUGGGGAGAUCUGUUUGGAGGCAGCAGCCGCAAGCCCUCAGAGGGUUCCAAAAGCAGGGCGCCACGGGAGGAAGAAAGCCAGCGUUUCCUUCGGGAAAGCAGUUGUAUUUAUUCUUGUGCCCAGAAGAACCACAGGGAGCUCUCAUGUCCAGUGGCGGUUCCUGACUUGCAGAUUCAAAUUAUAAAUAUCGUUCAGUCAGGAUUCGCCGUUUCUCAGGAGCUGCCAGCGAUGCAAGAGGAGGUGCUGAUGUGUGCCUCGCCGGAGAUCACAGAGGUAGAAAUGAGUGACGCCUGGCAAGAAUCAGAGCCCCUGGCAGGUCCUUCCCAGUUGACCUGUGAAAACACCAACCCCCCCGGUCAAGAUGAGCUUGGUCUGAAGGCGUGGUCAGAGGCAUCAGAAUUGAUGGGGAAUUUGGUCAUUUCCCCACCUUCUGACUCAUUGGCUCACAAGGCAGUCGAAACCUCCCUGGCAUUGUCCCCUCAACCUGCUCUUGCUUCCCAGACCACAAAGGAUAAAAGUACCAGCCUGUUGGCGAAGCCAAGGGAUGCCCAUAACAGAGCUCCGAGGGUAAAAGAGGCAGAAACUCAAAGUAGUAAAGGGAAGCUGCCAGCCUCCUUAAAGGACAAAAUCAUGCCCAGUAGAAACUUCAGGUAUCCAGAACCUGGUGGAAUAACCAGAAAGACGACCUGUCACCAGUCAUCUGAACAGUUUUCUUCUUUAUCUGAGGGACGGAUCAGGACCUUUUCACAGUCAGAAAGGCACAUCAGAUACGUUCUGAACGCCCUUUACAGUGAAGUGUCCUUGUGCAAGAGCAAGCGUCUGUCCAGAAAACUUGACCAGGCUGUUCUUCAUUUGAAGAAAGCUCACAGGAGAGUUCACCGAUCCCUGCAACUCGUCACCAAAGUGGGGGAGAAAAGGAGAAGUGGCCCCUUGCCCAAGUCCUAUGAGGUCAUACGCAACAGUUUAUGGGAAUGUUGUGACCUGGAAGGUUAUGAUUUUCUGACAGAGAGGAGGUAUUACUCGAGGCAUUAUUGGCAGAAGAGGAAAGAUGAGAAACGGGAAGAGAAGAGAGCUUCCGGACUGGAAAUGGUUCGGUCUCGGACGCCUGCCUCACAGCAGCAGGGUUGUAGCGGCAGCAGCAGGGACCAGGGAGUCCGGAGGCCACUCUCCAUAGAAGGUCUGUCCAGCAAGGCCUCCGUCGGUCGUGGAAGCAUCCCAAGGAGCACCCAUCCUGACAGGCCACAUCGUUCUGAGUCUUGGGGCUCAGCCUUGAGAGAUCCAAGAGCUGGGGCUGACUGCGAGAUCCCUGAUGGACACUCGAAAGCUUUCCCUUCUCAUCACUCUGACGGGGAAGGGAGAAGUGAGAGGCCCUUGGGUGCUGUCAGCUCCAGGGAGGCUCUGUCUAGAGUGGAAAGAAACGGGAAGUUUUUCAGCAGCCUUGGGGAGAAGCACCUUCCCCUCGAUACCAAUCAGCUGAAUGUAGAAGGUGACGAGGAGACUCCCUCCAGAGAGAAUUCUGACAUUUUCAUUUCUGUCUUGAAAUCGAGCACAGAACACUUCUUCAGUGUUGACAUCUCUAACACAGAUCAUCUGAGGUUGCCCAGAAAUCCCCCCAACUUGGAAAGUCGCCUUCCUGCAGAAAAGUCACCUGCAGCGAGCUCAAGACCAAGCACGGCUUCGGAACACUCAGUUAGGGGCUCAGCUAGUGUGGCUGCCUGCACAGGCCAAGAGGGAGAGAGUGUGCUUCAGAAUUUUUCCUGCAUCUCUGUUACAAAUAAUGAGGCUGAAUGGCAAACCCCCCACUCCAAGAAGCAGGCCAAGGGACUACCAGUUGUUGGCAGCCUGGCCACCCACACCCUGUCUCUACGGCAGGAGCAGCCACAGCUUCAAGAUGCUGGAGAGGAUGCUGUCGAUGCGAUGUGGGGGCCUUGCAAAAACUCCCCUCGAGGAGGGGAUAGGAAGGAAGGAAGCAGUUCUGAAAGUGCCCCAGUGGGGCCUGCACCGCUUGAGAAAAAUAAAAAUGAUGAGAAACAUGCUGUCGGGCUUCUCCUGGUGAGCACGUCUUUGGAGAACACCCGGUGUUCUUCAUCACAAAAAUCCACAAUAAAGGGAAAAGAUAAAAAAAGAUGGACGAAACCAGUAGAAAGGGAGCCACAGUCCGAAAAGCCAGGAGAAGAAUCAAGUGUUUUACCAGGACCUUCUGAGAAAUCUCCUGUUCAGACAGAAGGGCGAGACAAACAGGGCCAGGCCCUGGACAGCUCUUCUGUGGUGGCUGUCUCUUUUACCACAAAGACUCCCACUCAGUUGGCCGGGACCGAGGAGGAGGAGGGGGAGGAAGGCAGAAUGGAAGUGGAAGAUGAGGCAUCUCUCUCCCCCAGUGCACCUCUAGCUGCGAUAAACGGGGAUCUUGGCGCCAGGAGGAAGAAAGUCCCCCAGACGUGGGCCAGCUCUGCUCAGCAGCCCCCUCCCGCCAGUGAAGGAGAGGAGGACGAAUCCUCAGAGAACCCUACAAGUCUCAUUGUGAAGCUGUCGAGAAUUCUGCAAAAGGCAGACAAGGCCUCCACGCUCAGGGGUUUACAGGAGCAAAUCAAAAUGUGUCAGACUGUCCUUCCUUUGUUCGUUGAAGCUUUUGAGAGAAAACAGAAAUGCUCCUUCCAGCAUGUGCGGAUUUCCCGGAGUCUGCUGGUGGAGGGUCACGGGUGGAAUAACUGUAACCAGCGUCUCCGCCUGCAAGCUGUGGACUUUAUGGCGGAGCUGCAGAUGAUGAUGGAAAACUUGCAGUUGGUGGAGAACAAGAAGGGUCUGCUGGGCUUUGGGCCCACAUUCCGCAGCUUGCUCCGGUACGAUGCUUCGCUCUGUGGCGAGCUGCACCGGGGCUGUCAAGGCUACCGGCGGCAGGCCUGUCUCUACCUGGCUUUCCAGGACAGGCUCGGGUACGACGUGUUCAGUGAGCUGCGGCACUGCCACGGUCAGCUAAUCAGGCUGUUGGAGGAAGCCAGGAAGGAAAACAGAUCCUACUACGCCGUCCUGAAAUACCAACGGCAGAUCGAGGAGUGUGAAGAUGUCAUGAAACGUUGCUCCAGUUACUUUGACUUUACUCUUUCCGCGCCAUUCACCUGUGGGGUUAAUUUUGGAGGUAAUUUAGAUGAUUUAGAAAUGUUAAGAAGGAACACUUUGGAACUGAUCAGUAUCCAGGACCAUUUCCCUAAAAUCCAGUCUUGUCCUGGGAAACAAGACCAUCUCUGGAUCAUCAUGGAAAUGAUCUCCUCCAAGAUGCAUUUUAUGAAAAACUCUGAAUCAAUCAGUGUGAAGAUCUCCCUCUAUGGCCUGGAACACAUCUUCUUCGACGCUGCAAAAAGUCUCAUUUGGAAAGACAGGGGCCUGUCAGUUGGCAAAAACGACUCCCCCGAGAAGGUGACGGAAGAGCUGCUCGUAUUUAACCAGUGCGCCUUUAAGAAGCUUCAGCAGAUCUAUGAGACCCUGGAGGCCGACGGGAAAGCAAAACGUGCUCGCAAGGGUUGGCUGGAGGAAACUGUUGGAAAUGCUGUCGGUAAGCACUGUGACUGCUUAAAGGGAGAGGGGCUUGGCAGGGGGGGCUUCAGGUUUAGUGAUCCUCUCUUCUCUCCCCCAGAUAUUCGCCGGGUUGGAGAAAUAAUAGACCAAGCAGAAUCUGCCGACCUGAGACAGUUAGAGGAGCUUACUGUGAGAUGCGGAGGCCACCUGGAGACCUUGAAGAAGUGCUUCCAGAUUCUGCAGGAGGCCGCCACAGACAGCGUCUUGAUCACAGAAGACAAUGUGCUGGACAUGGCCAGGAAGCCCCAGCCCUCCGGUGUCGUCCUGAAGCCCGAAGCCGUCGAGAUGUACAUCGAAGUCAUCAUGCUUGCCGAAACCGUUCACUUCCUGAAAAAUGUUAUGGCCAAGAAGCUGGGCAGACCGAGGUUUCGGGGUAUGCUGUGGUUCGAUUUGUCUCUCCUUCCCGAGCUGAUAGAAAACCAACAGAAAACAGCAGCUUCCUGUUCGCUGCUCAGAGAGAAAGGGACGGCCUGCCUGUGGAAGGCAGUGGAGGCUGCCGUACUGGAACUGAAGGCAGAUGCCACUGUCGUCUGCGAGCACCCUGAGGGGGCCAACUCCUCCUACGCCCUGCAGCUGCUAUCCAGAGAACUCGCAGAACUCUCCGAAAUGAGGACGCUCCUGGAACAGGCCACCCCGCCCAUCGCCACCUACGUGGACCUCGUGCCUCACACCAUGUCGGUGAAUUACGGCAUGACCCUUUCUGAACUCGAACACAAUUAUAACCAGUUUGCUGGGCUGUUGGAGAGCCUGACUUCGGCUUCCCAGAAAGACCUGGGGAAAAUGGCCCACAUCAUGAAAGUCAUGAAGACCAUCAGGCACCUGAAGGCAUCCUGUGCCGGAGUGGGAAGCGGUGACAUCUCCCUUCUCAUCUGCCAGAUGUUCUCCAACGCACAGAAGGCCCGCCAGCCGGGGACAGAGACCAGCGUCAUUGCCGAGAUGGAGCCCAGAGCGCUUACCGGGAAGCCAUCUCCUUCCAGCUUACCCCGCAGAGAUCGUGCCGGCUCCAGAAAGAGACCCUUCCCUCUAGCCCCUUGUGAGAGCUGCCGUGAGCGCCUCCGAAGUCCUGAUCCACCGAGCGGCAAAAAACCCAAGAUGGGUGAUCUCCUCACGACAGAGGGCAAGAAAACCAGGGAGCCAAAGGGGCCCCUCUGGGAUGACAGGGAGAAGACAGAAGAUGAGGGGGUCCCUCUGGACCUCGUCCCCCCUCCCCAUCAGAGCCAGAGCAGGAAGCAGUCCCCAGAUGUGUCCGGGCAGGGGUCUCCGGGGCCCAACUGCCCGCUCCCGCUGCAGGGCCCCACCGAGGACAGAGGCCCGGCUGGGCCGCAGGGGAGCCUGGCCGGAGUGAGAGGAAGAGGCCUGCGCAGGAGCCUGAGGAAGAGAAGCUCGUCUGAGGGGACCCUGCCCGGCGCUCUCGGCCUCCCUCCCCACACUGCGGCCCGCCUGAGGCCGGGAGCAGAUGCCCUCCAGGCUGCGCCCCGUUUGGCUGGUGCCAGCUUCCGCAGUGAAGCCAACCUGUGCUCUGCGGCCGUGGCAGAGGACUCGGGCCUCGUCCGCGCAGACCACGAGAUGCUCAUGGACGGUUCUGGUGGCGUGAUCCUGCCGGGCCAUGAGGCUUUGGUCCUACAGCCCACCCUUCCUGGCCUCCCGAUUCCGCCCCAGCCAGGUCCAGGGGCUGAGCCCCCAAACCAGGCAGCCCCGGGGUCCCACGGGGUGUGCUCCUUCUCCCAGCAGCUGCAGCAGCCUGAGAAUGCACCGGGGGUCUUCGUGCCAGCUCCAGGGGUCUGUUGGAAUGGCCAGGGGCCCCAGGCUUGGGGCCACGCUUACAGCCCCAUCUACCCUCACUCCUCGUGGUGCAUCGACCGCUACUGCAACAGCAAUGGCAGCUCCGUCACCCAGACCGACCAGGGGGUAGCAUCCUGCGAGGGCCAGCCCCUCCCUGCGGCCGUGGCCCCCUUCUGUCACGCGCCUGCCGGUCUGCUGGGCCGCUUGGGUCCCAGGGACCCCCCGAGGAGCGGCUUGGGACCGCCACCCGGGCAGGGGCUUGGCUUCUGCGCCUCCCACGGACCCCUCGCAUGCCCUGCCACUCCCUGUACAGCCAGCCAGGCCCCCAGGCACGCCCCCUACCCGUGCCCUCUUCGCCCAGGCUUGUUUCCAGGAGUGACCUGCACAAGUGCUCCCUGGCAACAAGGAUCUUUUCAGAAUGGACAUUGAAAAUACUCUGUAGCCUGUCUACAGGAGCCGAGGAGACUUCCUGCAGGGUUUGGGGGGUGGGGGUGGGGUGGUUGCCAAUUUGUUUUGUUUUGUUUGUCUUUGAUUGAACGACUUGAUGUGUUUUUGAACUUAAGUCAGUUUGGUUUUAAAUUCAGAAGCCGUAGAGCACUUUAAGUCCAAGAAUUUCACCCAUUAAGCAGUAGGAGAAUCCAUCUUCUUUAAUGUUUUCCAAAGCCUAGUUCAUUUCCAUGUACCUUUUCUGUUGAGCUCAAUCAGGCCUCCCAUUUGUGAGCCCCUCUAGCUAAGAGACAGGAGCAAGCCUUCACCUUCGUGAACGGUUUUUAGUCACAUAAAAACCUCCUUCCAUUCUGUCGAGCAAGGGAGGAGCAAGUGCCAUCUGUCAGUAUGACUCGGAGCCUCCUCCGUGAUUUUGCUUUAUCCCAAAGGAGGGUCUGUUUUCUGUUUUCGGAGCAAAUGCCAAAAAGGGUCCAGUGGGCGUGUCCUGAAUCUUCGCAGUUCUUUUCUAUCAAAGUCGUCCAAACUCUUUAAGUUUCUCAGAUGACUGGAUCACCAAAUGGAUAUUUUUUGUGUUCACCAUACUCGGCCUUGACUUUUCUUUGACGAUAAGACCUUCUUGGACCCUUGUGCUUGUGACACGUUUAAAUGUUAUUCUAGAGACCCUGAUUUGUGUGUUUUCAGGAUUUCCUGGAACAGAGAUUUAUUUUUGUAACUUUGUAGGUUUGAAGCAUUUCUAACUGCUCUCCUUAUGCUAAAGACGAGCCCUGUCUUUUCCAGGGCAGACUGCCUCAAUACGCUGUUUCUCAAUCAUUGACUGUGGGCCUUUUGACAUCAUUUAUAACAAACAUUAGAGGAAAAAAAGGAGAGAAAGGAGUUACAGUGAGGGCCAGGGAAGGCAUUUCUACAACAUUACCCCUCACGGGGACCGUGUUUAUCCACUGGAUGCCAUGUUAUGCUUCAGAGACAUCUUUUUAUGGUUUUUAAAGAUCACAAAACACAAAAGCCCGCCCUGUCCUUGUAAUAUAGUCUGUGUGGCCAUGGAGGUGCGGUGGCCCCUGGGCCCCCAGGAGCCUCCCGCAUCUCCUGGCCCAAUCCAUCCCCAUUUCCUCAUAAUGGAAUAAAUAGGGUCAUCCCCUACUUCCAGCAUUCAGUAAGUAUAGCAUGAACCUGUCCUUUUUUUUUCCCCUUUGCCUCAACCUGACCCUGUGCUUUCAUAUAGCAGGAUAGCUAAAGCCUGUCCUUUCCCUCCCUCACCUUGUCUGAACCUGACCCCGUAACUUUCAUAUAACAGGAACCUGACCUCUUUUUUUUUUUUUUGCCUGACACACACCCUGUGCUUUCGUAGAAGGAUAGUAGGUACCUGGCCUUUUUUUUUUUUCCUCCUUUGCCUGAACCUGACCCUGUGCUUUCAUAACAGGAUGGUAAGAGCCUGGCCUUUUUUUUUUCCCCCUUUGCCUGUGCUUUCAUAACAGGAUGAUAGUAGGAGUCUGUCCUUUUUUUUUCCCCCCCCUUUGCUUGAACUUGACCCCGUGCUUCUAGAGCUCCCAAAUGCCUCCUUACAUCAUAUUUUGAUAUCUUUUAUGCCACAGGAGAAAAGUAGUCCUGAGAGCUGGUGAGGAAGAGGAUUCUGUUUAGAAGCCCUGGUCCCUCCUCCCCAGCUUCCUUUCCCAGCAGAUUCACAUCUAAAGGGAAACCAUGCAUUCUGGCAAACACCAUGGAUGGGAAUAAGUACAAAACAGUAAGGAAACAUUAAAGCAGAGUCAGGCUCCUUGGUCAGGAUAAUUAAUCAUUAAAUAGCCACUUAGCAAAACCCAGACUAUGAGCCUGUCAGGGAAACAAGGACAAAAUGAUUUUAUAAGCUGACCUCUUAAGAGGCAAUAGAAAAUCCUUUUUCUCUAAUGUUUUACAAAACCGACUUCAUUUCCCGAUGGCUCUUUUAUUGAGAUUUACCAGACCUGUGAUUUGUAACACUUCUCCAGCCCAGAGAAAGGAGCCGGAGCAACCCUUUCCACCUCUGUUUGUGGUGAUCUUAACCAUCUUAGACACAUAAAAAUGUCUCGGCUUCCAUUUGAUUGUGUGAUAAAGACAUGGAGGUCACAGGUCAAUGUGAUUGAGAAUCCAAAGUCUCCCAAUUUUGGUUAUUUUUUUCCCCUUCAGAGUAAAAAGAGGGUUUUGCUUCUUUAUGUUUUUAGAACAACUCCCAAGAAAACACUUGGAAGGGGCUGGUCCAGAGUCAGGUGGUUUGCUUGGGGCUGGCUGGAUGCUGGCGCUGUUCCAGUCUUCCCUUCAAGCUUCCCAUCCAUCAGAGGCUCUGCCAAGAGUCCUAUGUUUUCAUAUUCUCAUCUCAUUUGUCUUGUCUUUGUCAUUGCCCUCAUUCAGAUGCACAGUGUGCCAGUGAGAGCUCCUCUGUCCCUUAGAAAAGGGCCCAAGUUAAGGGCGGGCUGUCUGUCUCUUCCCCACCCACUUCAUGUUUCUCCUUCUACAGAGUGAAAAGAAAACGAAAUUCAGUUUUGCUGGAAAGUGUACGCAGCAGAAAUGCCCACUGGGAAACACUUCCUUUAGAAUCCAGGGAGAAAAAAAAAACCAAUAAACU